Messenger RNA from Coniophora puteana RWD-64-598 SS2, 999 nucleotides. Its product is annotated as NAD-malate dehydrogenase. The coding region runs from base 1 to 999 and encodes 332 amino acids. NCBI's taxonomy places the organism in Eukaryota, Fungi, Basidiomycota, Agaricomycetes, Boletales, Coniophoraceae. Gene Ontology annotation, molecular function: L-malate dehydrogenase (NAD+) activity. Gene Ontology annotation, cellular component: cytoplasm. The transcript is spliced from 10 exons. The record is from RefSeq and is a predicted model, not a curated record. Gene Ontology annotation, biological process: tricarboxylic acid cycle; malate metabolic process.
AUGAAGGCUGUUGUUCUCGGCGCUGCAGGCGGUAUCGGCCAGCCCUUGUCCCUCCUACUCAAGUCCAACCCGCUCAUCACCGAGCUGAGCCUGUACGAUAUCGUCAACGCGCCCGGUGUCGCCGUCGACCUCUCGCACAUCGCGACCCCCGCCAAGGUCGAGGGAUACCUGCCCGCCGACGAUGGCCUCAAGAAGACGCUCACGGGCGCCAACAUCGUUGUCAUUCCCGCUGGUAUCCCGCGCAAGCCUGGUAUGACUCGUGAUGAUCUCUUCAAGAUCAACGCUGGCAUCGUUCGCGAUCUCGCCACCGGCAUCGCCGAGCACGCCCCCAAGGCAUUCGUCCUUGUCAUUUCGAACCCCGUUAAUUCGACCGUCCCCAUCGUGGCCGAGGUCUUCAAGAACAAGGGUGUCUUCGACCCCAAGAGGCUCUUCGGUGUGACGACCCUCGACGUCGUCCGUGCAUCGACGUUCGUUUCUGAGAUCAUCGGCGACCGCGGUCUCGCCACCUCAGUUACCGUCCCCGUCGUCGGUGGCCACAGCGGUAUCACCAUCGUCCCCAUCCUCUCGCAAUCCUCGCACCCGCUCCCCGCCUCCCUUACUGGCGAUGCGCGCGCCGCUCUGAUCAACCGCAUCCAGUUCGGCGGCGACGAGGUCGUCAAGGCCAAAGACGGCGCGGGCAGCGCGACGCUCUCCAUGGCGUUUGCGGGCGCCGAGUUCGCAGGCAAGGUUCUCCGCGCGGCCAAGGGCGAGACAGGCAUCGUCGCGCCCACGUACGUCAACCUCGCCGCCGACUCCACGGGUGCGAAGGCACUCAGCGGUAUCAUUGGCGACCUCGAGUACUUCUCGGCGCCCGUUGAGCUUGGCCCCGAGGGUGUCAAGAAGAUCAACGGCCUCGGUUCGCUUGAUGACUCCGAGAAGAAGCUCGUCGAGGCUGCUCUCGGUGACCUCAAGACCAACAUUGAGAAGGGUGUCUCCUUCGUUGGCUCGUCCAAGCUCUAA